Molecule: messenger RNA, 786 nt
Organism: Rotaria socialis
Lineage: Eukaryota; Metazoa; Rotifera; Eurotatoria; Philodinida; Philodinidae
Source: the annotation of a GenBank genome assembly
AUGUUUGGUAUUGAGUACAUUCCGUCAAAAGACGACGAGCAACAUGAAACACUCAAUGUAUACGGAGUACCUUUUGAAUUGAAGAGAGGGAAGCAAUUCUUUUCGAUAAUAGCUCGCAUUUGUCUGAGUCUUACAGCUGCCGUUGUCAUUGGAGUGACACUGAUCGUCUUCGUCGAUGGUAUAAUUUUAAAUGUUAUUUAUCUUUCUCCAAAUGAAAAAUGUCCAGAAGAUGGCGAUAUGGACUGUUAUUCAACAUCUGGUAAUAACAGAUACUUCCACUGCAAUUCAUCUGAAACUUUGAUUCCAACAUAUCUGGGCAGCGCCACUUGCUACAAAUGGUUUAAGAAAGGAAUCUCGACUCUUGAAAUUCUUGAACAAAUUGGACUGUGCGCUGGACUUAUCCAAGUAUUCAAUUGGGUCGUCAACUUGUACUUACGACUGUUACUCUAUAGCUACCGAUGCCCCUGUGAAACGACUAUGAUAUGCUGUUUCCGUUCGUAUCUUGCAUGGACCAUUACUGGUCUUGGAUUUAGUACUCCAAUUAUUGCUUUAGGAUUUCUUAGUGCCAGCGAGGUUGGUGUUACAGGAUUGACGAUGGCAGUUUUGGGCUGCGCAGCAUCCAUUGUGCUUAUGAUGGUGCUUUUAAUUUUGUCAUUGAAAAUACAUAUGAUUCGUAUAGUUGCAGCAGAGCUUCCGGAAAACACGACAACAUCUAAAUCUAAUAAAGUGGCCGAUUCUGCCAUUGAAUUGCAACAACCAUCGGCUACAACUAACAAAAACAAAUAA